This is a messenger RNA of Cucurbita pepo subsp. pepo (vegetable marrow), 1136 nucleotides long. Lineage: Eukaryota; Viridiplantae; Streptophyta; Magnoliopsida; Cucurbitales; Cucurbitaceae. The record is from RefSeq and is a predicted model, not a curated record.
UCGGGUUUUAUAUUUAUAAGCUAAGAUGAGGAAGGCCGGAAAAUGGGUAGUGAAUUUUCUUGUCGGGAAAAAGGAAAAGAUUCAAAAGAAGAACAAGAAGAAAAUCGUCGGUUCUUCUAGUUCUUCCUUUUCCGACUCUGAAAAUUUGAAGCUCAGAUUGAGUUUUAGAAAGACAUCUUCAACUAAUAAUCGUCUUCUUUUAGCUCAUAAGCUUUCUAAAUCAAUUGAUUCCAUUGAUACCAUUGAAGCUUUGAAGCCGGGAGCCAAGAAGAAGAAGCCACCGUCAAGCGUUCAAAAUGCAGCUGCUACGACGAUCCAAUCCGCAUAUCGGUCCUAUUUGGCAAGGAAAGCAUUGCAUGCUUUAAGGGCACUGGUUAAGAUACAAGCCCUUGUGAGAGGUCAUCUUGUGAGGAAACAAACAGCUGCUACCUUAAAGAGCCUGCAAGCUCUAAUGGCAAUUCAAGUUCGAGCUCGGGCAAAUCGAAUCCAGCUGCUCGAGGAGGACGACGAGCUUCUCGAAAGGAGACGACAUGAACAUCUCACUAACAUCGAUCUCGAAAAAGAGAUGCUAAACAUGAAUCUCGACGAAACUUGGAGAUCAUAUAAGAGCAAAAGUGGAUAUAUAAGUCGUUCUCAAGUUGAACAGAUAAAGAACGGACCAAAUGCUUGUUCUUGUCGACGAAAUCUUUCGAUCCCGACAAGACAACAUCAGCACAAAAACCACUCCAUCUCCAUAGAACCAAACAGUUCCGAGUACUAUGUUUUAAUGUCGAAACCAACCGCUAACAGAACAUUAUGUUCCAUGGAUCCGCCAAGGCAUUCAGACUUCGUGCCUGAUGAGUAUCCCUGCUAUCCAAAUUAUAUGGCCAAGACAGAGUCCUCGAGGGCAAAACUUCGGUCGCAAAGUGAACCAAGACAGCGACCCGGCUCGAGCGCCUGGCCGAAGUGCAAGCAAGCAGAAAGUGCUUUACAAAACAUGAAACAUAAUGGUUAUGAAAGUCACAGCCACACCUGGUUCAUGAAGCUUUAUCAGUUAACAAAAUCGUCCAAGAACAGCGAUGGCGAUUCAACGAGCAGCAAAUUUAGUUGCCCCGACGAACCACGUCGACAUUAAAAGAACAGCCAUUGAAACCGAG